UGUAUGAGUACGUGCGUGCGAGUGUGUCCCGAGAGCGCGUACGACGCGAGCCUGUACCUCGGUGUAUGUGUGUGUACGUUUGCGUAUGCGUGUGAGUGUGUGAGUGCGCGCGCGCGAGUGUGUCAGGUGUGUGUGUGAGUGCGUGUUUGGGCGUGUGUGUGUGUGUGUGUGUGUGAGUGAUUAGAGAGCGAUAGCAUCGUUCCGUGUGUUAUGUACGGUUUUCUCGCCACCGUGGUAUUAACUUGUGUGUGCAUGUGUGUGUGAGCGCCGCGCGAGCUUUUUGCCCAGGAGCGACUCGUCGCCGUCGUCGCCGCAGUUUCGCCGCAGUUGACUGUUUUUCGCGUACGCGUUUUUCACGCGCGCCGCCCGCCGUUGGUUUUUCUCUUUCGCGCCGCGUCCCCGUCGGACAUCAUUCGUGUGUGCCGACUGCUGACGCCGCCGCCGCCGUCGUCGUCGUGUUUAUUAUCCGGUCGGUCGGUCGCCCGCCCUCCCGACAACAACCGCGACGAUUGCCAUCGACACUACAUCCAUUGCGGCACUCACGUAUUGUGUUACUGUGUUAUAACAACAAACAAUAUAAUAUUAUAUUGCUUCGACAUAGGUUGCAAAUUCAAGAUGUCUGUUUGUUUUAUCGCAUAAGAUAAGAUAGCUUUAUAGUAUUACAACAACUAUUAUAAACAAUGAACCAUCUCAAUUAGUGAUUUAUUCUCGGAUUUAUCAAAUUUUAACAUUUUCAUAAUUUAUAUAAAAUUAAUUGUAUUGUAUGCAUAAUACUUAUUUCAAGUUAUUUACAAAGACUGUAGUGUGAUAUUAAAUCGAAUAAUAAUAUAUUAGUCACUACUCCGCAUACGGACAAUGUUCAUUAAAUAUGCUAGUUUGAUUGUAUCACAACAGAAUCAUAAAUAUCUACAAAACGGUGGACAAAAACCACACAGACGUUAUAUCGUUUCAAUACUCAAUAACGAUCCAAACAAGCUGUCUGCAUACUGGCCAAUAGUUGUUGGUUUAUACAGUUGUUAACUAAAACAAAAUUUUAUUUUUGAAAUAUAGUUAACAAAAUGCGAUUAUAUCAAACAAUAUUAAUGAAAUAGUAAUUGUAUACAUUAUUAUUACAUUGUGUUUCUGUCGUUUAAUUGACAAUAGUCACAGAAAAUUGAUUUGAGCUCUGAUCACGUGUAAACGAAAAAAAAGUUUUCGCAUUUGCUUAUAUAGAGCAUGUCAAACACGGCGGCUACUGCUUCUAGUGCUGGUAGUGCUGCUAGCGGUGGAACUACUGCAUCAACUGGUGCGGCCACAACAUUUGUCGACCGCAUCGACCCGUUUACAAAGAUAUCUGUGUUAAAACGCAAAACGAAGCGUUCACAGGGCUCAUCGUCUUCUUCUAGAUACCGUACGUGUUCAGACGUCGAAUUACAGCCUUUACCGUUGUUAAAGGAUGUAACUGCUCAGGAACAAGAAGAGUUAAUGAUAAGAAAACUCCGACAGUGUUCAGUGCCUUUUGAUUUUAUGGAUCCCAUGGCGGAACUCAAGGGCAAGGAAAUAAAGCGUGAUACACUUAACGAACUGGUUGAUUAUGUAUCAACAUCACGGGGUGUAUUGACAGAAAAUAUGUAUCCAGAAAUCAUUAAAAUGAUUUCUUCAAAUUUAUUCAGAACACUGCCACCCAGUGAUAAUCCAGAUUUUGAUCCUGAAGAAGAUGAUCCGACAUUGGAAGCAUCAUGGCCUCAUUUAACACUUGUUUAUGAAUUGUUUUUACGCUUUUUGGAAUCGCCUGACUUUCAACCAGCCAUUGGCAAGAAAGUCAUUGAUCAGAAAUUUGUCUUGCAGCUCCUUGAAUUAUUUGAUACGGAGGACCCACGGGAGAGAGACUUCCUCAAGACUGUGUUGCAUCGCAUUUAUGGAAAAUUCCUGGGCUUGCGUGCUUUUAUUCGCAAGCAAAUCAACAAUAUAUUUUUAAGGUUCAUUUAUGAAACGGAACAUUUCAAUGGUGUUGGUGAACUAUUAGAAAUACUAGGAAGCAUUAUCAAUGGGUUUGCACUCCCCUUGAAGAACGAACACAAGCAGUUCCUGGUUAAAGUGCUCAUACCUUUGCACAAAGUCAAAUGCUUAAGUCUGUACCAUGCACAAUUAGCUUAUUGUGUAGUUCAAUUUAUCGAAAAGGAUAGCUCUUUAACUGAAUCUGUCAUUCGAGGCCUACUCAAGUAUUGGCCGAAAACUUGUAGCCUAAAAGAGGUUAUGUUCCUCGGUGAGAUGGAAGAAAUACUCGAUGUUGUUGAACCAUUACAAUUUCAAAAAAUUGAAACUCAUCUAUUUAAACAAAUCGCUCGUUGCGUAUCCAGUGCUCAUUUUCAGGUGGCAGAACGAGCGUUAUAUUUGUGGAACAACGAAUACAUUAUGAGUCUGAUAGAAGAAAAUAACCAGACAAUCAUGCCAAUCAUGUUUCCAGCGUUAUACCGUAUCAGUAAGGAACAUUGGAAUCAAACCAUUGUGGCAUUAGUUUAUAAUGUACUGAAAACGUUCAUGGAAAUGAAUAGUCAACUUUUCGACGAAUUAACUGCUAAUUAUAAAGCAGAACGGCAAAAAGAGAAGAAAAAGGAAACUGAACGUGAAGAAUUGUGGAAACGAUUGGGACAGCUUGAAAUAUCAUCUAGCGGCCGUGGUAAACCAUCUGCAGCACUAAUAUCAGUAGAUAAUAACAACAAGACUAGUAGUAACAAUAGUUUGGAUUCUGUACAAACAGCAGUAACAACCGCAACAGCACCAAUAGCAGCGGCACCAAUAGCAGCAUCUCCAAUUGCAGCGCAGCAACAGUAGUAGGAGUGGUAGUAGCAACGAUAAUAAUUAUUUGUCAUUCAAUACACACAUGUGUCCAUGUGUAUGUAUAAUCUAUAUAUUUAUUUAUAUAUACAGACAUACACAUGUAUGCUUGUGUAUUAUAGUUGUAUACAAUUAAAGAUCAAAAACGUUAAGGUUUAAUGUGGUGGAAUUUUAAAAUAAUACAAUGAACGUACAAUGUUGUUAUCGGUGCGCACAUACUGCUGUGGUGUGUUUGUAUGUGUACAUUUUAUUUUCAAUAGUAUUUGUAUGGUAAUAUGUGAUUACAUAUGCUCCACAUUAAAAUUAUGUUCUACAAAAAAAUAAAUAUCAUUUGAGAGAAAGAAAUUAUGGAAAUGCUAAUUAUAAUAGAAUAUGACACACUUGAAUGUUCUAUGAAUAUUUAUUUUAUGUGUAUGAGAAUUUGAUGAGUGAAAUAUUGGUGAAAUUAAAUAUGUGAUGUAAAACAUGUUUACAUGCAUGUUCUUAUUUUUAUUAAAUGUAUAUUAUGUGAAUUGUUCGAUAUUAUGUACUCAAAAAUGUGAUGUUAUCAUUGCUAUUAUUCUAUUGAUUUGAUAUAAUCACAAUAACAAUCAACACACGUGUAAACGCGUAUAACUAAUGCAAAAUGUGGCGUUAUAAAAAUUUUAAUUUUCUAAUUUUUAAUGUAAAUUAAAUUAGAUUUAACCCUCUCCCCCUGUGUAAGCGUGUGCGUGUGUAAAUAAUAUUAGAUUAAUUAAAUAUUAAAAAUUGUUAUUUUUUAAUAAUUAUAUAUAUAAUAUAUAAUGUAAACAUUCUUAACUGUUAGCAAUAGUAGUAGUAGUGGUAGUAGUAGUAGUAGUAGCAGUAGUAAUAAUAAUAAUAGUAGUAGUGGUAUUAUUAGUAGGAGUUUAACAAUAUUAUUUAAUAACAAAAUACAUAAAGUAACUAAUCUCACACAUACUGAUCUGUAAAUAAUUUAAUAAUUGAAAAAUCAUUGAUCAGAUAUUUUUUUUGGACAAUGGUAUUGCAUCAUUUUUUUCAUGAUAUUACGAUUAUGAUUACUGAUGUCCUUUGUGGCUCCACUGAUGCUACUCAUAAUUUUUUUUUCUACUGUCUUAUGAUAUGAUUUUUAUAAUUGUUUUAAAGUUAAAUAUGUUUUAACAGUGUCGUUGCUGAUGCCCUAACCUUAACUAUUAGCUACUACACAUAGGCUACUGCUACUACUACUACUACUGCUUCAACUACAACUAUUACUACUACUAU
This is a messenger RNA of Acyrthosiphon pisum (pea aphid), 4059 nucleotides long. It is a transcript of the gene wdb, whose product is annotated as serine/threonine-protein phosphatase regulatory subunit widerborst. Gene Ontology annotation, molecular function: protein phosphatase activator activity. The coding region runs from base 1216 to 2814 and encodes 532 amino acids. The transcript has 11 exons. NCBI's taxonomy places the organism in Eukaryota, Metazoa, Arthropoda, Insecta, Hemiptera, Aphididae. Gene Ontology annotation, cellular component: nucleus; cytosol; protein phosphatase type 2A complex. Gene Ontology annotation, biological process: protein dephosphorylation; signal transduction. The record is from RefSeq and is a predicted model, not a curated record.